Molecule: messenger RNA, 1057 nt
Organism: Darwinula stevensoni
Lineage: Eukaryota; Metazoa; Arthropoda; Ostracoda; Podocopida; Darwinulidae
Source: the annotation of a GenBank genome assembly
AACGUCUGUUCGUCCCAUUUUUCAUUCCGCCUUCCUGCAGUUUCAGCAUCGGCAGUGAAAGAUGAAGUUAGCAUUCUUGCUCCUCUCUGCCCUCCUCGCCGUCAACGCGGGACUGGUUGAGAAGCGAGGAGCAGCGAAGAGCGGAAAGCUAUUCGUUUGCUACUAUGGGAGCUGGGCGGUGUACCGGCCCGGAGAUGGGAAAUUCGACGUGGAGCACAUCGACCCGAACCUCUGCACCCACCUCGUCUUCGGAUUCGCAGGGCUCGGCGACGACAACAGGAUCAAGGUCCUCGAUCCAUGGAACGAACUCGUCGACGAAUGGGGCUCUGGGAAAGCUGCUUUCCGACGAUUCAAUGCCCUGAAGAACAUCAACCCAAGUCUGAAGACCAUCUUGGCUGUCGGAGGAUGGAAUGAAGGGUCUGUCAAAUACUCCCAGAUGGCCGCAGACCCUGCCAAGAGGGCCACAUUCGUGGCGAGCUGCGUGCAACUCCUCAAGGAACACGGAUUCGACGGACUGGACAUGGACUGGGAAUAUCCGGCCAACAGGGGAGGCACUCCCGAGGACAAGGCGAACUUCGUGCAGCUGCUGAGAGAUCUGAAAGCAGCUUUCGCUCCGCAAGGGUUGUUGCUCACAGCUGCUGUUUCUGCAGGGAAGGGAACCAUCGACACCGCCUAUGACGUCCCAGGCAUGGCUCAGGCACUGGACAUCAUCAGCGUGAUGGUGUACGACAUGCACGGAGCCUGGGAGACAUUCACUCACCACAAUGCUCCGCUCUACGCUCAUCCAAACGAUCAAUCCGGAGAAACCAAGUACUUCAAUGCCAACUUCAGCAUGAACUACUGGAUCAGCCUCGGAGCUCCGAGGUCAAAAUUGGUGAUGGGCAUGCCGAUCUACGGACGAGGAUUCACCUUGUCUAACCCGGCACAGAAUGGAUUCUACGCUGACGCUCCUCAGGCCGGCAUUCAAGGUCCUUACACUAGGGAGCCUGGGAUCCUCGGAUUCAACGAGGUAACAUCCUUCGCUUACAAACAACACGAUCUCCCCUUAGUAUUAUAG